AGUAAUCUCUCAGGCUGACUGGGAGUGGGACGGAGAUCCUCGGAGGGGCAUUGGAGAUUACCGCAUUCCUCUUCCAAUCAGACAGAAUCUUGACGGAUCCCAGAUUGAGGCAGCUGACAAGUUUCCGAAUAAAGGCAUUGUCCGUGAUGCUUCCUGUGCUGUGGUUCCAUCGUGGCAGGCAUGGAAGUGCUUCUUGCUGCGUUGCCGCCUCAUGAUCAUUGAGAGCAUAGACACAGACACAGAGGUGUGGCGCCUCUCCCCCAUCGCCCUCAUUGCCAACCCUGGUCCAUUCUCACCACCACCACCAUCUCCACCGACACCACCGACACCACCAGCAUGCCGGCCAAGCACGUGCCCACCAGCGACACCACGGAGGCCCUCACGGCGGAGCUGUGAGCCCAUGACUCCCAAGGAGGAGAGGCCACCUGGGGAGGUGGGCGAGGAUGAAACGCAAAAGACACAGCUCAAGAAGGAACUCGGCUUGCUGGAGGGCGUGGCCAUCAUCCUUGGCAUCAUUGUGGGCUCAGGCAUCUUCAUCUCGCCCAAGGGAGUGCUGAGGGAGACAGGCAGCGUGGGCAUGUCGCUGGUGGUGUGGGUGAUGUGUGGCCUCAUGUCGCUGGUGGGCGCGCUAUGCUAUGCAGAGCUGGGCACAUCCAUACCAAAAUCAGGCGGAGACUAUGCGUACAUUAAUGCUGGCUUUGGCUCCCUCCCUGCCUUCCUUUUCCUCUGGGCUGCCAACCUCAUCUUUGUGCCCACCACCAAUGCCAUCAUGGCGCUGCCCUUUGCCAAGUAUGUGAUUCAACCGUUCUUCCCCAACUGUGACCUGCCAGACGAUGUUGUGCGGCUCAUUGCAGCACUGUCCAUAUCACUGAAUUGCUGGAAUGUACGAGUCACCACCAAGCUGCAGGAUUUCUUCAUGGUGACCAAGAUUGGUGCAUUGCUCAUUGUCAUCAUUGCUGGCAUCGUCCACCUUUGCAUGGGCAACACUGGAAACUUCCACAACUCCUUCCAGGGCACCAGCACUGAGCCAGGCGAGAUAGCUGUCUCCUUCUACUCAGGCAUAUUUUCCUAUGCUGGAUGGAACUACCUCAACUUCAUGACGGAGGAGCUGAAGAACCCAUUUGUUAACCUGCCCCGGGCCAUCUACAUCUCCCUGCCACUGGUGACGCUGGUCUACGUGAUGGCCAGUGUUGCCUGCCUGGCUGUGCUCUCCCCUGUCGACAUGCUGGCCUCUGAUGCCAUUGCUGUUACCUUUGCUGACCGUCUAAUGGGCAGCGGCAGCUGGGUGAUGCCCUUGCUGGUGGCCCUCUCAGCCUUUGGUGGUCUCUCAGUGCACAUCAUGACUUCCUCCAGGAGAUCAGCGCUCCCUCCGCAGCGGGACGAGUGGAAGGGAAGCCUGACCGUUACUGCACCGACCUUCAAGGUCAAAGAAUAGUCAAUGAAGUCCAUUACAGCACAUAAAUAAUAGAGCAUCCCUCUUCCAAAC
Scylla paramamosain (green mud crab) is the source of this 1486-nucleotide messenger RNA. RefSeq names its product large neutral amino acids transporter small subunit 1-like. The record is from RefSeq and is a predicted model, not a curated record. Bases 212 to 1435 code for a protein of 407 amino acids. The transcript has 10 exons. Gene Ontology annotation, biological process: amino acid transmembrane transport. Gene Ontology annotation, molecular function: L-amino acid transmembrane transporter activity. Gene Ontology annotation, cellular component: membrane. NCBI's taxonomy places the organism in Eukaryota, Metazoa, Arthropoda, Malacostraca, Decapoda, Portunidae.